Molecule: messenger RNA, 2190 nt
Organism: Dromiciops gliroides (monito del monte)
Lineage: Eukaryota; Metazoa; Chordata; Mammalia; Microbiotheria; Microbiotheriidae
Gene: OAF
Product: out at first homolog
Exons: 4
Coding region: 534-1373 (279 amino acids)
Source: RefSeq, a predicted model, not a curated record
CUAUCGGCACACUCACCCCUAGCCGUAUCCCUCUCCCCUCCCGCAGGUUGCCUAAGCUCUGGGGAGCAGCUACGUGGACCAGAGCUGGCCCUUUAAGGACUAGGAGGUGCGCUGUCUCUUUAAGGCAGGUCCUUGUGGUUUCUGUUUUCUGAAGGAAGUGACGGGGGGAUUGAAUGAAAAGUGCAGAACCCAGUUAAAGCGGGCGGGAGUCGGGGACCGAGGGAACAGCUGGGUCCGGGCGAGAUUGGCCAACUGGCCAUGCCCUGGGGGCUCCCGCUCUGAUACGCCGCGCGGCUUCUCGGCACUGGCAGCGUUCCCAGGCUCAGCCCAUGUGCCCAGCGCGUACCGCUGGAUAGAGGCAGAGUCUCCUCGGGGGUCCAGCUCUCCCCUCCCUACCCCCAGCUCCAAACUUGGUACCAACUUCAGCCAAAGUUUGGCAACUCCUCCUCCCCCGACCGGUGCGUCGGGGGUGAGGAGGGGGCCCACGGGGCUGAGAAGGGGAGCGGCGGACUCCGCUUCUGCCGCCCCUGGGGAUGCGCUCCCUCCGGCGCAGAGUCCCGCAUCCUGCCCAACUGCUUCUCCUGCUGCUGCUGAUCCCUGGGUUGCAGGCGCCGGCCGGGGGGUCCUCGGGGCUGUCCGAGCUGAAGGUCCGAGUGCGACUGCCAGAUGGCCAGGUGACAGAGGAAACCCUGCAGGCUGACAGUGAUGCUGACUGCAUCAGCCUGGAGCUGCAUAAGCCCGACGGGACCCUCAUCUCCUUCACUGCAGACUUCAAGAGGGAUGUAAAGAUCUUCCGAGCCUUGAUCCUGGGUGAGCUGGAGAAGGGCCAGAGUCAGUUCCAGGCUCUCUGCUUCAUCACAAGGCUACAUCACAACGAGAUUAUUCCCAGUGAGGCCAUGGCUAAACUUAGGCAGAAAAAUCCUCGAGCGGUACGUCAAGCUGAAGAGGUACGGGGUCUGGAACAACUCCACAUGGACAUGGCUGUCAAUUUCACCAUGGGAGCAUGGCUGAGCCCCCAUAUCCAUAACGUGUGUGCCGAAGCCCGAGAGGCCAUCUACACUCGGGAAGAGGACGUCAGAUUCUGGCUACAGAGAGGUGUGGACGGCUCCAUCUUUGAAAUGCUGCCCUCACAGCCCGCUGACCUCUCUAGCCUCCGACGCUGUCGCCAGGUAGGCGACCGAUGGAAGCCUUGCCUCUGUCACUACGGACUCAGCUUGGCCUGGUACCCCUGCCUGCUCAAGUACUGCCACAGUCGGGAACCUAGUGGCCGCCUUUCCUCCUAUAAGUGUGGCAUCCGCAGCUGCCAGAAGAGCUAUAAUUUUGACUAUUAUGUGCCCCAGAAACAACUCUGCCUUUGGGAUGAGGAUGCCUAGCCAGGGUGGGGGAGGGCACUGAGUUGGGGAGGGGUGAGGUGAGGCAGAGAAAGAGGCUCACUCAUCCCAGCUGGAGCCUCAGGUCCCUGCUCUCUGACUGUCAAAGGGAUGAGGUGAACACCAGAGCUGAUUUCAGAGCACCCCUUCUCCCCAGUCCCUGCUCCCCACUCCUUUACUGGGGUAAGGGGAAGAGCCCAUACCAGUCCCUUUCCCUUAAGGUAUGUCAUUUUCAAGUAACCAGAAUGUGACCGUUUCUUUUUAUUUACCUCUUUCAAGAAAACCCUGCUGAGGUGGGGGGAGAGGAAAGGGAAAUAUAACAAAUCCCAUCUGCUCUGCCCCUCUCUCCCCACACUCAUACUUCUCCUCCCUCCCUUAGUAGGAGCCCAUACAAAUCCGUUCCUCAAGGAGCUUCUGUUUGACAGUUCUGCCCCCCCCAGCAAGAGAACUUUUGGGGACACCCCCCUCUAAAGGCAUGGGAGUAGGGGUAGCAGGUGAUAUCAAAGAGUUACUCAGUGGUACUGAAGGAAAGAGGGAUGAGGGCCAGAGUGGAUCACAAGCCAUAGCCCCCACCCCUUAGGAAGUCAGGAAUAUGGGUACAAGGGGUAAGGUGGGGUGGAGAGAUCUCCCCAGUCCUGCCCCUACCCAACCACAGUGCCUUUAUCCUCCAGCUAACCAGUGUGAUUACCAGCAAUAUUUUUUUCCAUUGCAUAAAAUUAUUUUUGUAACAAUGGGGGGUGGGAGGGGAAGGGUUGAAUUCCAGAUUUUUAAUGCAAAGUAUUUAUCAUUUGUACCAGAAAUAAAUGAAGUUUUUACUUUA